Molecule: messenger RNA, 933 nt
Organism: Lobosporangium transversale
Lineage: Eukaryota; Fungi; Mortierellomycota; Mortierellomycetes; Mortierellales; Mortierellaceae
Exons: 2
Coding region: 34-642 (202 amino acids)
Source: RefSeq, a predicted model, not a curated record
CCUCCUGUCAUCAAGUUCCUUUUUUUUUUUGUAAUGCCUAAAGCUAUAACAAAAAAAUUCAAGGCUGUCACGCUUAAUACCCUCCCUCCUCCUUACGAUGAUAAAGAAAGCCUUUCUUCCCCUACACCUACAAGUGCCAUCGUUUACAUCAAACCACUUAUUCCCAACAAGCUGUGCAUCGCCUACACUACUACACCGACAAAAACUGGCACGUUCAAACCGCCCGGGGAAGAAUGUAGUGAAGUUGGACAUGUAAGGUUUCCUCGGCAUGUCCACAGAUGCCAUGCGUGCCAGACGAUGAUUUUAGAUAUAUUUACGGAGAAAAAAAAAUGUCCAAAAAACGCCACGAUUGUGGCACUGCCUGACAACCGCAGCAGGCACCACCAUUAUCUCGACCCGACCCCGGUCGUCAUAUCCGCAGAAUUCUUCUCUCCACCAGAUCCCAGCAAGGCAUUUUCUCCUUCACCAGAUCCCGGCAAGUAUGGUAGUGAAGCUGAUGGUGGUACUAUAGCAUCUCGUCUAAGAUCUCUAGAAGAGAAUGUCUCCGAGCUGAAGAGCACCUUGGACAAAAUGGACAAAAUGCAAAGCACCAUAUUAAGCGAACUAAAAAAAAUGAACGCGCCUGAGGCCAAACAUGGAUGAUUUCAGGAGAGUUUGACUGAUUCAUUAGUUUUCUUUUUUUUAUUAAAAAAAUCUGUGUUUCGCGGACAUGGACUUCUCUCAUGUUUGCCAUUUUCAUGGGAUACAGGCACUGGCCAUGGAUUCUUCCCUUAUAAUAUGUACGAUCCAGGUCUUGUCGUAUAUUUAAGAUAACGGUUACUUAAUAUCAGAGCUUGUUUUGGAGUUUGAAAUAUGCCAGGAUCAUAAUAAGUAACGAGAACGAAAGAAAGAUGUGUUUAUUAUGAUCCAGGGAUCUUCGUUAAAUAAAAAGGG